UUUUGUUUGUCAACACGAGAAAAACUACUGAUGAACUGAUCAAAUGUCGGGAAUAUUUUACUCAAACCAACAAUUAUGAAAAAGGCAUGCACCAAUGAGGCAUGGGGCUGUGUUGACUGAAUUAUGACUAAAUAAAUAUUAAAAUUUCACUAUCAAACAAAUUGGUCUUUCAUCUUUAUAAACCCUGCGAGUCAUGCACUACUGAUUUGGCCAUGGUAAACACUGCGCCAACGUAAUCGUUGAUAAACCAGCCUAACUCUGCAUGUAGAACUACGCCAUACACUGAGCAUUGCCUGACCUCAAUUCAAUUGUUAAAAAUGAACAACGAACGCACAACAAUGAAUCUUCACGCCUCACUAGUUUUACAACACACACGGUAAACCGCCAUAGAGAUAUACACAGAUGUGAUCAGUCAUUGCUGCUAUAGUGCUGCAUAUAGCGCGAACGUGUACGUGGCAUGAUAUAAUAUUAUGUCAAUGAUGAUUGAGUAGCAACAGCUGUGGCAGCUGAGGUCAUCAUCAAUUAAAUAUAGUCUUGGAAAUUAUUUUUGGCAAUUUUACCCAGCAUCCGGAAACAUCACGUGACGGAAGUGACAAGAUGAGUUUCCGUUCCAAAGCAUUAUGGGCUUUUGGUGUUUCGUACCUCGUCUCAACCGCAAUUUUGAUGGUGUAUUUGAUGUACACCGCCACUGUCAAUCUCCCAUCGCUACCCGACGACCGUUCCAUCUACUGGUGGCGUGAUGCAUCUUACGGGCGUUACAUCCUACGGCACACGUGUAAUGAAACAGACGUUGUGUGCGACACGUGCUGUUACUGUUACACUCCAGCUUCACACAUAAUGGCUGAUUUCGGCGACUUGAGCGAGGCUACGUUGACUGAGCGACACUGUGAAAAGAGACUACCCCAAGCCAUCAUAAUUGGUGCAAUGAAAUCAGGGACGUAUGCGUUGAGAACCUACCUCAGUUACCAUCCGGACAUAGCCAUGGCGUAUGACGAACCGUGGUUCUGGAAUAAGCCGGAGGAAUUUGAGCAAGGUCUGGAGCGAUACCGCAAGAUGAUGCACUACAGCACGCCGAGACAAGUCACUAUCGAGAAAACCCCGGACUACUACCAUGGUGAGGGCGUCCCAGAAAGAAUCAUCCAAAAUCUCCCCGAUGUGAAGAUCCUCAUGAUCAUGAAGGACCCAGUCAAGCGAGCCAUCUCGCACUACAACUUCGAAAGACUCAGGACUCAAGAUUUUUACUUUCCUGCCACUUUUGAAGAGGCUGUCAUGACUGCAGACGGGUACGUGAACGUACACUCCGAGUAUCUCAUACAGUCCGCGUACUCUGUUUUUGUCAAGCGGUGGCUGAGGCACUUCCCGCCCGGGCGAUUCCUUGCGAUUGAUGGCGACCCGUUUCAGCGGGACCCGGUGCCUCAACUCCAGCGCAUCGAGAAAUACCUGGGCAUCCGGCCAUUCUUUACCAAGGAUAUUUUCGUCAAGAAUAGCACCAGUGGUUUCUGGUGUUUGACCAAACCAAUCUAUUCUUGCGUCCCACAGAGCCGGCCCCAUCCACCACACCCCAAAGUGAGCGAUUCCGUGUUGAUGACUUUAUAUCGAUACUUCAGACCAUUAAAUAAACAACUCGCAAAACUCUUGGAAGAACCUUCGUUUGAAUGGUUUUCUUAUUAAACUAUUUUUAUAAUCAAUACAUAAAUGGGACGCUAGCCUGCAUGCUACCUCUGGAACAUCGUGUGACGCUCUAUCAACUCAGCUUUUCGAUUUUUUGUUGGUGACUCGGUUAAUAAGCCACGACACCGGCCGAGUGACGAUAUCGAGAGGUCUUUUGCACCGUAUCCGAACUGGAUGUUGAGUACAAACCCAUUGACUGAGCUAUAGCGCCUACACAUAACCAGUGUGUUGUUUUCCGUGACCGUUGACUUUCAUUCGGAUAGUUUUCGAGUUUAAAACACUGUGGUGAUUUGGUCAUAAUAAUUUUUAGUCUUGACGGUUUCUCGCGAAAUAAUUUGCAAAGACGAAGCGGAAGGACUGCACAAAAUGUAAAAAUAAAUCAUCCGGUAUUUCCCUGAA
This is a messenger RNA of Patiria miniata (bat star), 2070 nucleotides long. Its product is annotated as heparan sulfate glucosamine 3-O-sulfotransferase 1-like. Gene Ontology annotation, molecular function: [heparan sulfate]-glucosamine 3-sulfotransferase activity. The transcript has 3 exons. Lineage: Eukaryota; Metazoa; Echinodermata; Asteroidea; Valvatida; Asterinidae. Bases 598 to 1671 code for a protein of 357 amino acids. The record is from RefSeq and is a predicted model, not a curated record.